Molecule: messenger RNA, 1848 nt
Organism: Tripterygium wilfordii
Lineage: Eukaryota; Viridiplantae; Streptophyta; Magnoliopsida; Celastrales; Celastraceae
Product: U-box domain-containing protein 62-like
Exons: 8
Coding region: 179-1498 (439 amino acids)
Biological process (GO): protein ubiquitination
Molecular function (GO): ubiquitin-protein transferase activity
Source: RefSeq, a predicted model, not a curated record
CGUGAAACGACGCCGCUCUCUGUCUCUGUUUCUAUUUCUGAGUUUGUUUUCCCCAAUCAGGGAGCGUAAACCCUUCAAAACCUUGGCUCUAGAAAUCGAAAAUCCCAAUUUUGUUAGUUGAAUGAUGUCGAAUUCUUCAAAUUAGGGUUUGUUUCUAUUGAAUUGUUCUCAAGAAAAAAUGUCAUCAGAGGAAGUAUCUUUGGUACCUUCACAGAACGGCCUAAAUUCACACGCGCAGCUGCUCUUCUCUGACGAUACCUUGCGUUUCAAUUGCGGACCUCACCGGGUUGGGGAUCCGGGACCCAAGGCGACCCGGGAACUAUCCGCUUUCAUUGACGGUAACAAGAUGUUCUCCGGUUUCUCUUCUCAGGGUGGACCUGAUUCUUUUCCUCGAACCAGCAUCUAUGGCGAGGGACCGGACCACCGCCGCCAGGAAAUCCCUUCCGAAACCCGAAAUUGGGCGUCUUUCGGCAAUGGCUCCGCGGCCACUCCUAGCGGCGACGAAUCAGAGGACGAUGAUGAGGAUGAUGAAGAUGACGACGAAGCUGACUUGGACGCCGAUCACGAGAUCAACGGAAUUGUAGCUACGGUAGAUGAUGGAAGCAGAAACAACACCGCCCCAAGCUCUACUGGUGCCAAGAACAGUAACGCACAUAAGUAUAGCAGCUUCAGGGAUAAUAUUGGAAACGAAAAGCCUCACCUUUCUUCUUUUGGGUCAAGUAGGGAGUCGGUGAUGGUGAAGGACUCUCAAAAUGUGAGUAAUGCAGUCCAAAGUCAGCAACAUGGAAGGAUGGUGGGAGGUGGCAUUUACCAUAAUGCAGUUACAGUUGCGGACCAUGAUGGAGGUGAUGUGUACUACUCUCAGUAUUUACAGGGGGCGGAGGUGGGUUCUGGACGCGGAGGCUGUGUUAGUGGUGGGCGGAAGGAUAUCGGUGUGGGGGACAAUGGGUGCGAUUUCAAUGGGAGGAAGGAAGGUUCAUUUUCGAGCGAGUCAGGGGAGAAUUUGAGAACUAUUUUAUCAGAUCCUGUCACUGGAACUCUGAUGGACGAUGCCAUGAUAUUGCCUUGCGGUCAUUCUUUUGGAGGUGGUGGAAUACAGCACAUUGUUAGAACGAAAGCUUGCUGCACUUGCUCACAGCCUGUUUCAGAAGACUCGAUAUCUCCUAAUCUCUCUCUCCGAGCGGCUGUUCAAGCUUUUCGCCGGGAAGAAGAGUUACAAUUUUACCGCUCACCUAAAAGGCGCAAAGAAAGGUUUGACCAGGAUAAGGGUGGCGAGUCAGGUCUCAUGGAUCCUCCACGGGGCAGAGGUGUUCAGUUUCCAUUUGCCGUGACAGACCGGGUGAUCAUAAAGGGGAACAAGAGGACACCGCAGAGAUUUGUUGGACGUGAGGCCAUUGUGACAACACAAUGUUUAAAUGGAUGGUAUGUAGUGAAGACAUUGGACAAUGCAGAGAGUGUAAAAUUGCAGUAUCGAUCAUUGGCAAAGGUCCCCGACUGAUCCAUCCUUGAAGCUCCACAUCAAAUAAGAUGGCAUCAAACUGGCUCUAACUUGGAUAAUAUAAGAAGGGGCAGACAGCCAGUAAUACAACAAUGCCAAUAUGCCACAUUUCUGACAAGCGACCUAACGUAGUGGCUCGGAAGGGUUCUUGUUUGUACACUUCCUACUUUAUUCUUACAAGAAAACGUCCUGAUUUUCAGAGACUGUAAAUUAUAGAAGCAGCUGCGGCAAUGUAAUAUGAGUAACCCUAGAAUGAUAUCUGAAAUGUGACUGAUACGCCGUUACUUUUGUUUCAAUUUUCUGAACAGUUUUGCUAUACAAAUAUCAAUGUUUAAUCUCCUUUAGAGCUA